Messenger RNA from Solea senegalensis (Senegalese sole), 2740 nucleotides. It is a transcript of the gene rnf214, whose product is annotated as ring finger protein 214. The coding region runs from base 136 to 1848 and encodes 570 amino acids. The transcript has 6 exons. Lineage: Eukaryota; Metazoa; Chordata; Actinopteri; Pleuronectiformes; Soleidae. The record is from RefSeq and is a predicted model, not a curated record. Gene Ontology annotation, molecular function: ubiquitin-protein transferase activity.
CGCGUUUCAGUCGGACUAUAAUCGACAACGCACUGAUAUCUCACGGUAUCAAGUAGAAGUGGCCCCUUGGCUAACACGAGUGUGUCUGGAAAUCUUAAUAACACAGCAGGAUUUAAGUUGUGUAGCUGUGUUAGCAUGGAGGCUAGCGGGGAUGUUAGCAUUACUUCAGAGGAACUACGUCGUCUGAGUCCAGAGGAAGAACUAGAGCUGGAGUUAGCUAAGAUGACAGUGACAGAGCUGCUGCAGAACGUUCAAGCUGUGCAGACAGAAAACAUGACACGUGACUCGGGCAUCAACACAGAGGCAGACUGGGAGAGCCAGGUGGUGGCGACGUAUGAAUAUAGCACCACCCUGUCAGAGCAAUAUGAUGGUCUAAUGAGAAAGCAGAGUGACGAGGAGACGGUGCAAGAGAAACACAAACAACUACUGCAGAAGAAGAAGGAGGAGGCCACCCGUCAGCACCAGGCACUUUUGGACAAACUGGAGUCUCUGCAAGUCAAACUGCAGCUGAACAAUUCCAAGGCAGCAAGGAAGAAUUUCUUAAUGAAAAAACAAGAGAUGACCUCAGAGAAGAACCGAGCAGAGGAGGAGAAAAAUAGGCUGACAAAUGAGCUGGUGGAGAGUGAGAGGAAGCUGAUGACGCUCACGGAGGAGCAAAGGGAGGAGCAGCUGAGGUGGCAGGAAGAGCUGCUGGAGCUGAGAAAGGAGAUGGAACGUGUGAGGAAAGAAGCGCAAGAGGCCGAGCGGUUAGCCUUACAGGAAGAGACUGUUGCAGUUGAAAAGCAGAGGGACGUCGCCAUGACUCGCAUCGAGGCCUGGAACAGAGAGCUAAGUCAGUACCUGAAUAUGCUGCGGGUGGAGCUUCCUCAGGACUAUCCUCAUGAGAGGCUGAAGUGGGAGAAGAAGGAGGCCGUGGUCCAGAGGAACCAGGCUGAGCUCCAGGGCCGUUUUCAGGAGGUUCUGCUACGGCUCCAGCAGGGUCGAGAGUUAGGAUCCCUCCCCAGGAUCAACUUGCCAUCUCUUCCACAGAUCCCCAUGGCUGACCUCAGAUUCAAUCAGGUGAUGCAGUCACUGGUUCAGUUUGGGGCCCCCCCUUCUCAUCCCAACCUAGUGGUGCGGCCCUACCCUCCACCAAGACAUGCACAUUACUACCAGGAACAGUACCGACCACCAAACCACCAGCGCUACCCACACCACCCACCUCCGGAAGAUUAUUUUCAACCCCCACCACAGCACCAGGAUUCUCAUCAUUUCCCACCUCUGCAGAAGCCUCACUCGCAGUUCCCACCCCCCAUCAGAGCUCCACUUAGGGUGACACCCCCUCCCAGUCUCUCACCGUCUCCUCUUGUUCAAUCUAUCCACCCUGUUGGUCCUUCCCCACCUCCCCCCACUGCGUCCAGUGCCACCACCUCUGCCCCCACUGGCAAACUAGACAAGAUCCUGGAGAAGCUUGGGGCUCGUUUCCCACAGUGCAACAGGGCUCAGCUGACUCAGCUGCUCCAGCAGGUGAAAAGCUCCCGCGGCACCUUAGCUGGCAUGUCCUUGGAGGAGGUCAUGGAGCAUAUCAGCCUCAAACUGACACAGAAUGAGAGGCUGACCCCGGGGCCCAUCGGGCGGCCAGUGGUUCCAAUCCAGAGGCCUUUGCCUUCCCCGCAGAGAGCCCAGGCAGCAGCACCAAGUGGAGGUCAGGCUUACGGGGCCCGUAAACUCUGCCUCAUGUGCCAGAACACUGUGGACCCAGAGAGCCGCCACCCAUUGAGCUGCACCCACACCAUCCACAAAGACUGUAUCAGGAUGUGGCUGCAGUCCAGCAAGAACAACUCUUGUCCCUUCUGUCCAUCAAAAUGACAUUGGACAAUAAGCAGGUGUUAUGCUAAUGCUAGCACAGUGACACGUUAAUGAUAGUAGUAAUCAACUUGUUAACGUGCUUAUGUUGGGACGACAACACAUUGAUGUUAAGACUAGGGAUGGGACGAUACCGAUAUCACAAACUCAACUAUCUACAUGACAUGAGUCCAGUACUGUCAUUUUAGACCAUUUAUGAAUUGUGAAGCUGUUAACGACACAUAUGUUAAGUCAUUUCAAAGACAAUCCUCCAAGCCCGAAAAUGAUUCAGCUAAAAUGCUUCUGCUGAUUUUUGUUUACAUUUGUAUGUGUCCGACAUCCAAUCCAGGGAUUUUGACCAGUAUCAGACUGACACAGAUACUGAUGAUACAGAUUCCCAUCCUUAGUUAAGAGUUAAACAUGCUGAUGUUAGCACUGUGACAUGCUUCUUUUAACAUGGCAACAUGUAAAUCUUUAGAACAUGCUAAGGUUUAAUGGUUAACAUUUUAAUGUCAUUUAAAUGAACAUACUAAUUAAUGUUGAGAAUCUUGUUUUGUACCAGGGAUGCAACACCACUUCAGUCUGAGUUAUAGAAACAUGUGCUGUCUUAUUAUUAGUUUCCAUCCGCCUUGAAAUAAAGUUUGAUUUAUGCAAUACAAAAAUAACUGCUGCAAAUGAAAGUCUUCUGUAUUUUCUAAAUGAAUUAUGUUUUAUCAAUCAAACAGAAGCACACAUUAUGUUUGGUCUGUUUAUUUCUUCUUUUAUGGAUUUGAAAUGAUUCAGCACAAAUAUGUUGUUAAAUGAUUCAUAGUUCAUUAAUCUUCUAAAAUGAUCAUUUGUGGCAGUUUUGCAAACAUCCGCUUAAAACACUGGUAUGUAAUCUGCUGAAAUAAAUACGGACCCGAGUUUCCUCUGA